AUGGCAGACACGAUGGAAGCAAGUCAAAUCAAAACGGAAGUUAAGGAUGAUUUCGUCAAUGUGUGGCCAAAUCCUGCUGCGGAAGUCUCCUCGCCGCCUACUCUAUAUGGGUUUCCUGGGAGAACGAAGAGUCCCGUGUGGAAGGAGUUUGGAUUUUAUAUGGGGGCGGAUGGAAAGCUCGAUAAAUCGCGUGCUAUUUGCCGACAUUGCCUGACAGGUGUACGAUACUGUGGGAAUACUACAAAUCUUCACACUCAUCUCGUCCGCCACGGCCAUGGCAGUAGGAGACCGCCACGACCGUUGAUACCGGAUGUCGGACAAGGUUCCCCUCCAUCUCCAGCAAUAAACAAGGCAUCUCCGUUAUCACCGUUUGCUAAUGGGGCGACUAUCGUUACUAAUGUGCAAGAGAUUGCACUGCAGCCGAGUAUCGUGUCCAGUGUGCAGAAGGUUGCUUUACAACCCAGCAUCGUGAGCAGUGUAGCGCAGAAUGUUGCAUUUCAGCCCAAUAUCGUUACCAGUGCUCAGACGGGGCUGCAACCUACGAUAUCCGAUGUGCAUGUAGUAACAAACACCCAGCGAUCGAUUUCUUUAAAUACGAUGAUUGCGGAGUACUUCAUAGACCGUAUGGAGACACCGGAAGGUUUUGAUAAUACCGCCUUCGUAAAUAUGAUGUCCGCUGCAGAUCCGGGAUUCGACCCAGAAACCAGCCGUCAAUUUUACGAAUCUUUUAUAUCGCAGCACUACGAAAUACUAAACCAUUCUCUGUCCGACUUACUGAAAAACUGCGAAUCUGUUGCCAUGACAUGCGAUAAAUGGACGUCAGAAUCUCGAGAAAAUUACGUCACAUACAGUGUUCACUUAGUCAGUGAGACUUGGGGUCUGGACAGUUACACAUUAACAACAAAUCCGGACAGCGGCAGCAUCGUGGAAGAUUUAAACAAAGUCCGGACCCAGUGGGAUAUUCAGGAAUCUGUGACCGUGGUCUCUGGUGAUGACAUGGGUCAGUCUAGUUUGGGCAUUCAGACCAUUCACUGUUUGGCGGAAGCCAUAAAUAAAGCUGCCCGUGCUGGACUUAAUUUGGAAUGUGUUCGAGAACUUCUGUCCAAUAUAAGCCACACACAACAAGAACUCGUCAAGAAUUUCAGCGAAGUCAAUCACGAUAUUUCUACUUCAUCACCAACAAACACACUGGCUUGUCAAAACUGGCUGUUCACCUACGACAUUCUGGCGAAAUUAAUGGACCAGAAGGAAUUAAUUAAAUUGAUGGAUGGGGUUGACAGUAUUGAUUGCACUUCUCUUUGCAAGCAGCUCGAGGACGUGUGCACUGUGCUAAACCCCCUGAAGUCUGCAGUGGAUCUUAUGUGUUCACAAACACCAAUCACCGCCUCCAUGAUCCUACCCAUUAUCAAAAAACUUCAGGUUUCACUUUCAUCUGAAAAUUGUGAUUCUGUGACCGUCAAAAUCAUGAAAGAAACUGUAUGGAACACACUGUAUUCAUUUUAUUCAGAUUCCAGUGUUAGAAAAUUUCUUCUGAUUUCCAGUUUUUUGGACCCACGAUUCAAAGACCUUCUCUUCGUGGAAUCAGAAGAGCGCGCACGUGCCCGCGGCAUUUUGUUGGGGUUGGCCACGGACCUGUAUCGCCGCGGAGCUGACACUCCCAUUCAGGAGGAAGCCGUGGUACGGAGCGAGGUGGACGGUACGUCCUAUUCCGUCAUUCUUGUUGACAACGACAAAAACAGCGAACCCAAAACCAAGAAACUAAAACGCGAGGAAGUAAAGGUAUCGAACACUUCCUCCAAAUCGGACGACUGGCUAGCUGACGUCAUAGGCAGCAGGAAAGCGCCCGAUGACAUCACAAAGGAGGAAGAAAGCGUAUUGGCAGAAAUUGAUCAAUACUGCACCAUGGAGCAGAGAACUACAUCACCGUGCAAAUGGUGGAAUAACCGCCAAUUAGUUUUCACUACUUUGUCACGUGUGGCUAAAAUUUACCUCUGUGUUCCCGCCACGUCCAAACCACCUGACCGGAUGUUUGAGAAAGUUCGUCACAGAUACACCACGCAGCGGCGGCUUCUACCGUCCGCUUUUGUUGACAAACUUAUUUUUCUACAUGACAACUAUAUUAAAUUGAAAAAUUAA
This is a messenger RNA of Ostrea edulis (European flat oyster), 2136 nucleotides long. Its product is annotated as E3 SUMO-protein ligase ZBED1-like. The coding region runs from base 1 to 2136 and encodes 711 amino acids. Gene Ontology annotation, molecular function: protein dimerization activity. NCBI's taxonomy places the organism in Eukaryota, Metazoa, Mollusca, Bivalvia, Ostreida, Ostreidae. The record is from RefSeq and is a predicted model, not a curated record. The transcript has a single exon.